Messenger RNA from Jaculus jaculus (lesser Egyptian jerboa), 2028 nucleotides. It is a transcript of the gene Ccne2, whose product is annotated as cyclin E2. Gene Ontology annotation, cellular component: centrosome; cytoplasm; nucleus. The record is from RefSeq and is a predicted model, not a curated record. Lineage: Eukaryota; Metazoa; Chordata; Mammalia; Rodentia; Dipodidae. Gene Ontology annotation, molecular function: cyclin-dependent protein serine/threonine kinase regulator activity. The transcript has 12 exons. Gene Ontology annotation, biological process: G1/S transition of mitotic cell cycle; regulation of cyclin-dependent protein serine/threonine kinase activity. Bases 177 to 1397 code for a protein of 406 amino acids.
CUUCUGAACUCCUUCGGGUCGCCUCUCCGAGACGCAGGGCAGAGGUGCUGCCAGACGCCCCGAGAUCCGUGAGGUACAGUGGGAGGGGGAGCUGGCGCUGAGGAGGAGCCGCUGAGAAGCGCGGGCGUCGGCGUCCCGGCCGGCGGGCAGAGGUUUCAAACACCUGAAAGAAGAGGAUGUCAAGACGCAGUAGCCGUUUACAAGCUAAGCAGCAGCAGCAUGCCCAGCCCAGCCAGUCGGACUCCCCCCAAGAAGCGCAGAUAAUCCAAGCCAAGAAGAGAAAAACAGCACAGGAUAUCAAGAAGAGAAAAGAGGAGGUCACCAAGAAACAUCAAUAUGAGAUUAGGAAUUGUUGGCCACCUGUAUUAUCUGGGGGAAUCAGUCCUUGCAUUAUCAUUGAGACACCCCACAAAGAAAUAGGAACAAGUGACUUCUCCAGAUUUACAAAUUACAGAUUUAAAAAUCUUUUUAUUAAUCCUUCCCCUCUGCCAGAUUUAAGCUGGGGAUGUUCAAAGGAGGUCUGGCUAAAUAUGUUAACAAAAGAGAACAGAUAUGUCCAUGACAAACAUUUUGAAGUUCUGCAUUCUGACUUGGAACCACAAAUGAGGUCAAUACUCUUAGACUGGCUUUUAGAGGUCUGUGAAGUAUACACACUUCAUAGGGAAACAUUUUAUCUUGCACAAGACUUUUUUGAUAGAUUUAUGUUGACACAAAAGGAUAUAAAUAAAAAUAUGCUUCAACUCAUUGGAAUUACCUCAUUAUUCAUUGCUUCCAAACUUGAGGAAAUCUAUGCUCCAAAACUUCAAGAGUUUGCUUAUGUCACUGAUGGUGCUUGCAGUGAAGUGGAUAUUUUAAGGAUGGAACUCAUGAUACUGAAGGCUUUAAAAUGGGAACUUUGUCCUGUAACAGUCAUCUCAUGGUUAAAUCUGUUUCUUCAAGUUGAUGCCCUUAAAGAUGCUCCUAAAGUUCUGCUACCUCAAUAUUCUCAGGAUACAUUCAUUCAAAUAGCUCAGCUUUUAGAUCUCUGUAUUCUAGCCAUCGACUCAUUAGAAUUCCAGUACAGGAUUCUGGCUGCCUCUGCCUUAUGCCAUUUUACCUCCAUUGAAGUGGUUAAGAAAGCCUCAGGUUUGGAAUGGGAUAACAUCUCAGAAUGUGUGGACUGGAUGGUACCUUUUGCCAGUGUAAUAAAAAGUACUAGUCCAGUGAAGCUGAAGACUUUUAAGAAGAUAUCUAUGGAAGACAGACAUAAUAUCCAGACACAUACAAAUUAUUUGGCUUUGCUGAAUGAAGUAAACUAUGUAAAUACCUUCAGAAAAGGAGGGCAGUUGUCACCAGUGUGCAAUGGAGGCAUUAUGACACCACCAAAGAGCACUGAAAAGCCAUCAGGAAAACAAUGAAGUGAAACAAGUUGAAAAUGAACAAAUAUUGGAUAGAAAUGAACAACUCAGUUUUUCAGGAAAAUACUGCUGUGAUUGCCCUCAUCAACUCAGAAGUUACACUGCCAUAUUUUGUUAAGACAAUUGCUUAAAAUUGGCACUAAAUACCUAACAUGUAUGAGGCCCCGGGUUAGGUUAAUCUCCAGACAACAAAAAUUACCUUUAAAAUUUGGUACUAAAUAAAACAUUAUUUCCUACAAUAGUACCCAGCAGGAUUUGUUUAAAGAUGAUUUUGCUCUGAAGGUUACUAGCCAGCCACCACUUAUGCCAUGGCAAUUGUUUGUUCUUGUGUGUUUCUUAAAUUCAGUGUUACUAUAUUUAUCUUGAUGAACUUGGAAUUUCAGCACAGGCAUUAUGGACUAGACAAGUGAUACCUUAAAGUGUACAUUAAGUGACACAGUACUUUGAAGUGGCGUUUAUAGAUUCUCAAAAUGCCUAUGUUCUUAACCAGUGCAAUUUGGUUCUUGAAAAUAAAAUGUAAACUUGUUUACAAAAACUUAGUUUUAUAGUAAGGUGACGACUAAUUUAUCUACAACUGUUUUAACAAGCUAUGCUAAAACUUGAAUUUUUAUAAAUGCAAAAUUUAAUCUGU